Papilio machaon (common yellow swallowtail) is the source of this 1337-nucleotide messenger RNA. RefSeq lists its product as uncharacterized. The transcript has 7 exons. The record is from RefSeq and is a predicted model, not a curated record. Lineage: Eukaryota; Metazoa; Arthropoda; Insecta; Lepidoptera; Papilionidae. Bases 150 to 1064 code for a protein of 304 amino acids.
UCAUUGUCAAUAUUGACAAUUUUAUUGUUGUUCUUGGUUGUCAUUUUGAAUUUGAUUCAGUUAUAAGUUAAAUUAAGUUGACCAAAUUCAUCAAAACCAAACCAAAAAAAAAAUUAUUUUCAGUUAACUGGUUCAAAAUUCCCCUGAAUAUGUUAGAUGACGAACACGAGGAAUUACCACUGGUUUCAGUCGGUAGUGGGAACUACAGCUUGAGUCAUUUUUCAAUGCCACCUGCCGAUGUGCUGGCAUCGCAAAGGGCUCGAGAACAAGAGUGCGAGCGGGAACUGAGACUGCUCCGAGAGCUGCACACCCCAGACGAUGACAAGUGUCCCUCGGAAGAAGUGCAUAGCAACUCCAGCGAGUUGGAAGAACUAGGAUUAGUAGAAGCCGAGGAUGCACCAACAAAGCAUGUGUCAGUCAACAUGAGCAACCUUAUAGCUCAACUCCUGGCGCAUUUGCCAGAGGGUAAUUCACAAUUUUUAAAGGUCUAUCUAGAAGUACUGCAACAAGACUCUCCAGCUGUAAUAAAAUAUGUCAACAAAGAGAUGUUAUGUGUGAUAGAGACGGGGCUGGCGGAGGGCUGCGGCUGGGUGCAGGGUGCCGCAGUGUGCUGUGUCACAUGGCUGUGCAUGCUGUGUCUGGUAGGCGAGGCAGGCUUGCGGGGAUGGCGCGCUCUACAUGCGCUGCUGCAACACACCACAGCCCAACAGGUGUUAGAGGUGUCGCAUGCGGUGUGCAGUGCCGUGCGGGCGCCGCGCCUGUUGCUGCGGCUGAGCGACGCGCUGCGCGGCCCCGGCGGCCCCGCUCACCUCGCAGACCACCUCGUGCACUAUGCACUCACUCAGUGUGAGAGCGAGAGUCCCGAAGCGGGUUCGUGGCGCAGCCUGACGCACGUGCAGCUGGCGGGGCGCAGUGCGGCGGCGGGCAGGCCUCCGCCCCGACUAGCUGCGCCACGGAACCGCGACCACAAGGACGCCCUCAAGAUGGCGGUGGCGGCCUGCAGGCUGGACCAUCUCUGCCGCAACAACAACAACAGCAGCGGCAACACUGCACAUCUCAAGUAGAGGCAUCACCUGCGAGGCUGGUACUCUCACACCUGUUUCCGGGUCGGGAUGAGGCUCUGCACGCAUAGAGAAAACCAUUGAAGUACAGAGUGCGGGACUCGGGGCUAGGAGCUAGGAGCUAGGCGUGCGGCAGGUCUAGGCCGAGGCGCGCCAGCUGCAGUGUGAGAGCGGCGCCCACCAGCCGCCUGUCAUAGGUACCUCGACACUGCCAUCUGCACAUUGAACCUGUAUCUCAUCUCGUGUCUUAAUAAAUCAAUAAUAUGAAAAAAGUAA